Messenger RNA from Gastrolobium bilobum, 1212 nucleotides. Its product is annotated as putative F-box/FBD/LRR-repeat protein At4g13965. The coding region runs from base 1 to 1212 and encodes 403 amino acids. Gene Ontology annotation, molecular function: 3-deoxy-7-phosphoheptulonate synthase activity; protein binding. The record is from RefSeq and is a predicted model, not a curated record. Gene Ontology annotation, biological process: aromatic amino acid biosynthetic process. The transcript is spliced from 5 exons. NCBI's taxonomy places the organism in Eukaryota, Viridiplantae, Streptophyta, Magnoliopsida, Fabales, Fabaceae.
AUGAAGAGAGCAAAGCUGAGCGAGAACAAUGAAGACAGGCUCAGUGAUUUGCCUGAUUGCGUUCUAACUCACUUAAUGUCGUUUCUGCCAACCCAAGUUGCUGUUCAAACUUGCAUCUUGUCGAGGAGAUGGAAGGAACUCUGGAAACGUCUUCCUACGCUUAUAUUACAUCAAUGGCACUUUCGACACGGGUGCUUGUUCGACAAAUUUGUGCCUAAGGUUCUUUCUUUCCGUGAUGACUCUGUUCCACUCCACCAUCUUGAAUUCUAUGAUGAGGGCCGUUUUACUAGCCAUGCUCUGAAAAUGGUUUUGAGAUAUGCUUUAUCUUAUGAUAUCCAGCAGUUAAAACUCACUUAUAAUUGUGAUCCUCCUGAUUUGCCACCUUCCUUAUUUCUGUGUCAGACUUUAACAUCCCUUGAUCUCACAGUUAACCGCAGACCUCACUUAUUUCCAAAAUUUCUAAAUCUGACAGCUUUAACAAGUUUGCGUCUUCAACACUUCACCUUUGGUGACAGUGAAUUGGUGGAGCCAUUUUCGUCAUGUAUUAAGUUGAAGACUUUGCAUAUCUCUGCAAGCAAUCUUUCUUCUAUUAAACAAGUAAAUAUUUAUGUUGAUCCAUGGGCUGCAUUGUGUAACUCGCGUUCAGGUUUUAUCCUCUUUAGCUGGCUCCAACUAUUUGCUAACGUGAGAUCAUUGACACUCUAUUCAAGUACUCUUCGGGUUCUCUCCUCCAUCCCAGAUUUAUUGAAUACCGAAGCCCCUUGCUUCGGUAACUUGAAGUCAUUGAUAGUGAAAGUGAAAAACAUUUUGCCUCCAUAUGAAAGGCCAGGAUUAGCUUUGAGAUACAAGAAACCAGAAUUGAAACCUGUACCAGUCAGAGUAGUGGAUUACUUGAUUCGAAACUCCCCUUUCGCGGAGAUCACUAUCAUAAAUUGUGAAGUCAGUUUCGAAGAAGAUGCUCACAGGAUUGGCAUUGAUCUGAGUCUGAUUGAUGUGAGAAAGACGAGGGCAGGACGUUUUGCCUCCACAGAGAGGGCGGAGUUGAGAGCAUUCUCCGACGUGCAUGAACAAGAAGGAAGCCACCCGGGUGGGGUUCAUCUACAGAUGAUGGGUCAGAAUGUGACCGAAUGCAUUGGUGGGUCGAGGACGGUCACGUUUGAUGAUCUUAGUGUAGGAAAUCUUAGAUUUAUGCGGAGGCGGUUUAGGAUCUAG